AUAUGUGCAAAACUGACCACUGUGUCAUCUCUCUCUCUUUCUCUCUCUACAGCGGAGGCACAGUCCUCUCUCUCUUCAAGUCUCUUGCUCACCACUCUGCAGAGAGGCUCUUCCUUCUCAGUAACAAUGGAUAUCAGCGAUGAGGCGAUGUCGAGGCAUAAAGCAGAAUUCCUGCGUUUCCUGGAUGAAGAUGCGGGCAGGGGUCUAUACAUGGACAAGAUUAGGUCAAUGAUCAACCAAGGACGCCAUCGACUCCUUGUUGACAUCUCCGAUAUUCGAAAUUACAAUCCCGCCUUAGUUCGCAGUCUUCUGAGGAGCCCUGGAGAGUACGUUCAGCCAUUAUCAGAUGCACUCACGGAGGUGACAAGGAGCAUAAACCCUAAAUAUUUGCAGGAAGGGCAGAAUGUUCUUAUGGGUUUUGAGGGUCCAUUUGGUUUCCAUAAGGUCACUCCUAGAGAGCUUCUCUCUCCAUUUCUUGGCACCAUGGUUUGUGUUGAAGGCAUUGUCACAAAAUGUUCCCUGGUUCGGCCAAAGGUAGUCAAAAGUGUGCAUUUCUGCCCUACCACUGGGGACUUUACAACACGUGAAUAUCGUGACAUCACAUCCAAUGUGGGCUUGCCCACAGGAUCUGUGUAUCCUACUCGUGAUGAACACGGGAAUUUGUUGGUCACAGAAUUUGGUUUGUGCAAGUACAAGGACCAUCAAACUUUAUCUAUGCAAGAAGUGCCUGAAAAUUCUGCCCCUGGUCAGCUUCCAAGGACGGUUGAUGUUAUAGGGGAGGAUGAUCUGGUGGAUUCAUGCAAGCCUGGUGACCGUGUGGUGAUCUCGGGAAUCUAUAAAGCUCUUCCUGGCAAAAGCAAGGGAAGCAUCAAUGGAUCAUUCAGAACUGUUCUUAUUGCGAACAAUGUAGCUCUGCUCAAUAAAGAGAUAAACGCCCCUGUGUUCACUACUGAAGACAUAUCAAACAUCAAAAAAAUAGGAAAAAGAGCUGAUGCAUUUGAUUUACUUGGGGAAUCUCUGGCUCCGUCAAUCUGUGGGCAUUCGUGGAUAAAGAAGGCCGUAAUUUUACUAAUGCUCAGUGGUGUGGAGAAAAACCUCAAAAAUGGCACCCACUUAAGAGGUGACAUAAAUAUGAUGAUGGUUGGUGAUCCAUCUGUUGCUAAGUCUCAGCUCUUAAGGGCUAUCCUGAAUAUUGCUCCAUUAGCCAUAUCCACCACGGGCAGGGGUUCCUCUGGUGUAGGUUUGACUGCAGCUGUCACUUCUGACCAGGAAACUGGAGAGAGAAGGCUAGAAGCUGGCGCUAUGGUUCUAGCUGAUCGAGGGGUUGUUUGUAUUGAUGAAUUUGAUAAGAUGAGUGAUCAAGACCGCGUUUCCAUUCAUGAGGUAAUGGAGCAGCAAACAGUAACCAUUGCCAAAGCCGGUAUCCAUGCAUCACUAAAUGCCAGAUGUAGUGUGGUUGCAGCUGCCAACCCUAUCUAUGGGACUUAUGAUCGCUCUUUGACUCCAACUAAAAAUAUUGGCCUUCCGGAUUCAUUACUUUCUCGUUUUGAUUUGCUGUUUAUUGUGCUUGACCAAAUGGACCCUGAGAUUGACCAGCGGAUUGCAGAACAUGUCUUACGCAUGCAUCGAUACCGUUCUAGAAAUGAAGAUGGAGGUUCAAUACUUGAUGAGAAUUUUAGAGAUAUUGAAGAAGAAGAUGAUGCAGAAGCUGCCACAUCCAUUUUUGUGAAGUACAAUAGACUGCUUCAUGGAGAGAAAAGAAGUAGACGAUCAAGACAAAAUGCACUUACUAUUAAAUUCCUUAAAAAGUAUAUUCAUUAUGCAAAAAGUCGACACCAGCCUAUUCUAACUGAUGAGGCAUCAGAGCAUAUAGCAACUGCUUAUGCUGAGCUCAGAAGUGGAAGUGCAGAUGUAAAGUCCACAGGAGGCACACUCCCAAUAACUGCAAGAACCCUAGAGACCAUCAUUCGACUCUCUACUGCUCAUGCUAAAUUGAAGUUGAGGAAUGAGGUAUUGCAGGUUGAUGUGGAGGCUGCCCUUAAAGUAUUGAACUUUGCCAUCUAUCACAAGGAGCUGACGGAUAUGGAAGAGAGGGAGCAGGAUUGGGAGAGAGAGUUAGAGAAGAAACGGAAAUCAGAUCAUGGUGGUGGGGACACCGGUGGGACAAAUCAAUCAGCUCGUGCUGCAAGCCCAGAUAGGGAAAUUGGUAAUGCAAUGGAAGUAGAUGAGUCUUUAGCACCACCUGAGAUUGAUAUUUCAGCCAACAGAAUGGAUAGGUUUAACCGCAUCUUCAGUCAGCAUAUGAUAGUAAACCAUUUGGAUGUUAUCUCAGUCACUGCGAUUGAGCAGAUAGUAAACCAGGGUGCACCUGUUCCGUACACAAGGCCAGAGAUAACAACUCUCUUACAGAGAUUACAAUCAGAUAACAGAGUGAUGAUAGUAGAUGACAUGGUUCAUCUGGUUUAAAGCGAAAUCUUGCAGAGAUGCGUGUCAGGAGCAAAAAUUUCUGAGAAUAGAAGAUCUUAUGAUGCAGAGAAGUCACACUGUUCAUUCUUGUAAUUGUUCUUUGGUUUUCAUCUGAACAGAGCUCCACAUAGUGUAUUAUGAAAUCCCUACAAAUUGAUAUUUGAAUUUAACUUGAGGAUAUUUUCACUCAGUUUCCCCACUUCUUUUCUUUUGGUUGAGACAUGGGAAUUCGGAUUUCUUAUAUGCGUCCAUGGCUGUACUCGUAAUUUUGGUGUACUAAGGGAGUCGGAUUUCUUA
Messenger RNA from Amborella trichopoda, 2763 nucleotides. It is a transcript of the gene MCM3, whose product is annotated as Minichromosome maintenance (MCM2/3/5) family protein. Lineage: Eukaryota; Viridiplantae; Streptophyta; Magnoliopsida; Amborellales; Amborellaceae. The record is from RefSeq and is a predicted model, not a curated record. Gene Ontology annotation, biological process: mitotic DNA replication initiation; DNA replication; DNA strand elongation involved in DNA replication. Gene Ontology annotation, molecular function: ATP binding; ATP hydrolysis activity; single-stranded DNA helicase activity. Gene Ontology annotation, cellular component: nucleus; MCM complex.